Molecule: messenger RNA, 3226 nt
Organism: Carassius gibelio (silver crucian carp)
Lineage: Eukaryota; Metazoa; Chordata; Actinopteri; Cypriniformes; Cyprinidae
Product: WD repeat and SOCS box-containing protein 1
Exons: 9
Coding region: 350-1621 (423 amino acids)
Biological process (GO): intracellular signal transduction
Molecular function (GO): protein binding
Source: RefSeq, a predicted model, not a curated record
CCCGCCCAUUGGUGUGUGUUCGAAUCGAUAGGAGGCACGCAGCCAUUACAAUACAUUGAAUUCGAACCGUUUGCAACGUGAUUAAAGGAACUAGACUAUUACUGCAUCGCUUUCUUUGUUUAAAUUUCAUUUUUUUAAACUAAAUUUGUACUUUAAAGACGGUCCUUUUGUCUGUUUUUCAAACAGUCGUAACGUAAAUAUAGUCAGCGUUGCGUCGACGUGAGACGACGCUCCGCAUUCCCAAGCGUUUGACCCAUACAGCCAUUUCCGUUUGUUCAGCGCAUUCAUCUGAACGCCUGCAUUUCGUUUACCAAUAAUAUUCAGACUUAAGAGACUCGUUUCGAUUUAGAUGGCAAGCUUCCCAGAUUUUGUCAACGAAAAUGAAAUAGGUAAAGCUAAGUUCAUCGGGGAACUCAUACCUCCUGUUGCCCCCUUUGACCAGAAGUCUGGCCGGGAGACUUGGACUGUAGCUUUUGCACCUGAUGGUUCCUACUUCGCUUGGUCUCAAGGACAUCGAAUUGUGAGACUUGUACCAUGGAAAAAAUGCUUAGCCAGCUUUUCUGCACGAAAGGAAGAUCGGUCGAGCAGUGUGGGUCCUCGACGACUGUCCCGGCAGAACAGUGAGGGCAGUCUGCUGCCAGGCGAGCCCAGAGAGCACACCAUCGACUGUGGUGACAUUGUCUGGGGCCUGGCCUUCGGCUCUUCUGUUCCUGAAAAACAGAGUCGCUGUGUUAAUAUCGAAUGGCACAGGUUCAAGUUCGGCCAGGACCAGCUUCUGCUGGCCACGGGCCUCAACAAUGGCCGCAUCAAAAUCUGGGACGUCUAUACAGGAAAACUUUUGCUGAACCUGAUGGACCACACAGACAUUGUGCGAGACCUUACGUUUGCCCCAGAUGGGAGUUUAGUGCUGGUUUCUGCUUCAAGAGACAAGACUCUACGCGUGUGGGACCUCAAAGAUGACGGUAACAUGGUGAAGGUACUCCGUGGCCAUCAAAACUGGGUCUACUGCAGUGCUUUCUCACCGGAUUCAUCUGUCCUUUGUUCCGUAGGCGCAGGCAAAGCGGUCUUCCUUUGGGACAUGGAUAAGUACACUCUGAUCCGUAAGCUGGAGGGCCAUCAUAACGACGUGGUGUCCUGCGAGUUCUCUCCUGACGGGGCCUUGCUGGCCACAGCUUCCUACGACACCCGUGUCAUCAUAUGGGACCCUCAUACAGCCACCGUUCUGUUCGAGUUGGGGCAUCUCUUCCCUCCUCCCUCACCCAUAUUUGCAGGAGGAGCAAAUGAUCGAUGGGUUCGCUCUGUUGCCUUUUGUCAUGACGGUCGGCACAUUGCUAGCGUCACUGAUGACAUGCUGGUGCGUUUCUGGAGCAUCGAUGAGAAGAGUCCUCAGGCCAUCGCCCCUCUCACCAAUGGCCUCUGUUGUGCCUUUUCUACUGACGGAAGUGUCUUAGCUGCGGGGUCUCGUGAUGGCAGCGUGCAUUUCUGGGCUUCUCCACGCAGCAUUAGUAGCCUCCAGCACUUGUGCCGCUUGACCCUGCGGCGAGUCAUGCCCACGCAGCAGGUUUAUACGCUGCCCAUUCCUUUCUCCAUGCACGACUACCUGGCAUACAAAACGCUUUAAUUUAACAUGGCGCUCUGUGAAACCAAUGAAAUCUGUAUGUGGGCCUUUUUUUAUAUGGAAUUUUUUUUAAAUGUAACAAAAAUAUUUUUCUGCGCAAACCGACUCUCUAAUGAAGGCAAGAUUGAUUGAAAGAUUCUUUUUGUAUUUAUUUAUUUUUCUUUCUUUCUUUUUUUAAGUUUAGUUUUCCUAGUUGCAAGUGUAUUUCAAUGUUUUGUUCAAAUUUGUUUUGUUGUUUUUUUUUCUUUUUUUCCCAUAAUAAGGUAGUGGCCUUCAAACAGCCUUAAUAAAUCAGCAAACCACAGUUUUUAUGGCACAAUUUGUACAGCACCUUAGAGUUGGUAAAUGAUAGGUGAAAGUGGUGCUUUCUCUGGCUCCGUUUAAGGUAUUCCUAAACUGAGUUUAAGUGAUGUGACGGGGGAUUGUCUCCCGAAUGUUCUGCAGUGUUUUCCUCUUCCUUGCUGGUUGUGAGAGGGAUUGAAGGGAAGUGACAAUGUGAAAGUGUGUAUGUGCUUGUAAUGAGCGAAAUAUAGUUGAGUAGUUCAGGGACACAGGCAGUGCCUCCCCUUGACGUGCCUCUUUAGAGAAAAUAAACAUCCACACGCUUAUGCUGCUUCGUUAAUGGCUUUCAUCAUUACAAACCUAACACUUCAGUAACACAUGGGCUAAUUUGUUUCCUCCACAAAUUUUUUUUCAUUUUUAUAUCUGUACAGAGAUUUGUAAAGGCACGUGUAUAUACGUAAGUGUGUGUGUGUGUGUGUAUAUAUUUAGCUUCAGUUUUUUUUGUUUUUUCUUCAUGCUUUCCAUUCAUCACUUUACGCCCAACACCUUCUUUCCACUUAACUCUCAAUCGAACCUCAUUCUGUUAACAUUUUGACAUUUGCCUUGUGUGUUGAAACAGAGAGCCAAAGUGAGGUUUUGUGGAGGUGGUUUUGUUUGGGCAUGUCUCAUCUACCUCUAUUUUGAGGAACCGGUUUAUUGCAUGUCCUGAAACAAAAAGGCAUGAUUCUGUUUAUUGAUUGUAUAACGCAUGUGACCCUGCCUGUCAUCUAAAGCAAUUGAAUCAAUUAAGAAUGUGGCAAAUUCAUCUGAUCAUGGUCUUGACAGGAAAAAUUUGUUGAAAAAGCUGAUGCCAGAGAUCCUUUUGGGUUCUUGAUAUGAUUGGCACAGUCAGUUUUCUCUGACCAUCAUUUAUGGCUAAAACUUGAAAGUGUUUCAAUGCAUGUCUGUUUUUCUGCUUGGGUGUAUGAAGAAUGCUGAUGAUGUUCAACAGAUUGGGUUUUCUAUAGACUUGAUUCCUAUAAAGUAGAUGUAGAAAGGAUACAUAGAUGCACUUCAGUGUUAAAACCAAAAUUCUAGCAGUUGCAGUUUUUAAGAAUACGGUGGUAGUAGUUUUCAAUCAUUAAUGAAUAUUCUAGAGAUGCUUGGAAACUAGUUAAUUUUUCCUACUGUUUCAGACAAAAUACCUAAUGCUGUGCUCAACGGGAGCAAGUGAAUUUAUCAACAAAUACUCAUUUUACUAGAAUGGACUUUAUUUUUCUUCUGCAGUCAGUAGGGGUUUUGUUUGUUGUUUUUAUGAUUGAUGUUGAAAUAAAGUAUUUUAAAUAA